Ornithorhynchus anatinus (platypus) is the source of this 739-nucleotide messenger RNA. Its product is annotated as antimicrobial peptide NK-lysin-like. The record is from RefSeq and is a predicted model, not a curated record. Lineage: Eukaryota; Metazoa; Chordata; Mammalia; Monotremata; Ornithorhynchidae. Gene Ontology annotation, cellular component: cytolytic granule. The transcript has 6 exons. Gene Ontology annotation, biological process: killing of cells of another organism; defense response to bacterium; antimicrobial humoral immune response mediated by antimicrobial peptide. Bases 18 to 614 code for a protein of 198 amino acids.
CCCCAGCAGCUCUUACAAUGGCAGCUUUUCUCUUGCUUCUCUCCCUGACCCUCCUGGCCGGCCCAGCCUGGGCCGGCACAGGCCUGAUCCCCAAGGACCACAAGCAGGAACCAGCUCUCUGGCACCAGCAGCACCAUCAAGACAGCCGCUUAACGGGGGACCUGCUUGACCGGAAGGUGUCACCCCGUUUCAUCUGCAGCACCUGUCAAGUCAUCAUGACGAAGCUUAAAGAGCUGGUUGGGGACAAUUCUGACGAUAUGAAUGAGAUUAAGAAGGCAGAGAAGCAGGUGUGCAGCUCUGUGAGCUUCUAUCUCCGGUGGGCCUGCGAGAAACUCAUAAAGAAGUUCUUCCUCCCCAUCGCCAGAGACUUCUUAAGCGGCAAGAAUCCCCGGCAGGUCUGCGAGGACAUCAAGAUCUGCAAGCCUAAGAAAGGCCCUGAGGGACAUGGUUCAGAGGACGGGAGUGGACAUAGGGAGCCCAGGCUGCUCACUCUAGCCCAAAUACAGCACCAGGAUGCCGGGGAGAAGAUCCUGGAGUCUGAAUCUGCCCUUGAGAAGAGGACUCUGGAGGAAGAGUGGUCCCAGCCUGCCAAAAGGUCCCUUCGGAGAUACUGAUCCUGCUCAGAAGCUUCAGCGGUUCUGUCCAUGCACCCCCUCCCCCCCCCGAUCUGCCAACACCCCCACUCCAACUUGCAGCCCCUCCCCCUGGCUUUUCCAGAGAAUAAAAUGUCAUGAACGCA